Molecule: messenger RNA, 4545 nt
Organism: Cavia porcellus (domestic guinea pig)
Lineage: Eukaryota; Metazoa; Chordata; Mammalia; Rodentia; Caviidae
Gene: Cilp
Product: cartilage intermediate layer protein
Exons: 9
Coding region: 288-3821 (1177 amino acids)
Source: RefSeq, a predicted model, not a curated record
GCUUCUGGGAGCUGCAGGGGGCGUGGGGAGGGGAGGAAGGCUCAGCUCAGAUCUGGUUUCUCUGCUUCCCAUGGCUGCCUGCCACAGGCUGAGCCACCAGCUGGGCUAUAUAAGGCCCGCAGCUGGACCGCUGCAGUAGUGAGGACUCGGACCCCCAGUGAAGGAGACCUGCUCAGCACUGGUCAUCAGAUCCAAGGAAUCUCUCAGGACACCGCAUCCCGGAGGCGAGCUGGCUUGGUGAAGCCUUCCCACCCUCUCUUGCCACGUUCCCACAGGGCUGGGGGAAGAUGAAGGGGGCCAAGGCCUGGCUGUUCUCUUUCUUGGUCUUGCAAGUAGCCUCUGUGUCGGGGAGGCAGACAGUGCUCACUCAGGCAGUGAGAAGAGUCCAGCCCGGGAAGAGGACCACCGGCACCUUUGCCAAGCCUGCUGUCACCCAGGAGAGUCCCGGGGAGUGGACAGCGUGGUUCAACAUUGACCACCCAGGUGGGAAAGGCGACUUUGAACGGCUGGACGCCAUUCGCUUCUACUACGGGGAACGCGUGUGUGCCCACCCGCUGCGGCUGGAGGCCCGGACCACUGACUGGAUGCCCGUGGGCAGCACUGGUCAGGUGGUCCACAGCAGUCCCCGCGAGGGCUUCUGGUGCCUCAACCAGGAGCAGCGACUUGGCAGGAACUGCUCCAACUACACAGUGCGCUUCCUCUGCCCGCUGGGAUCCCUACGCCGGGACACAGAGCGCAUUUGGGGUCCCUGGUCUCCCUGGAGCAAGUGUUCGGCUCCCUGUGGUCAUAUGGGGGUCCAGACCCGCACACGCACCUGCCUGGCAGAGAUGGUGUCAUUGUGCAGUGAGGCUGCCGAGGAGGGCCGGCUCUGUGAGAACCCAGAUUGCCCAGCUCCUUGGACCACAGCCUGUGACCUGACCUGCCCCAUGGGCCGGGCAAAUGCCGAGUGUGAUGCCUGCAUGUGCGAGGACUUCGUGCUCCAUGGGGUUGUCUCCCUCUCUGGAGGUGACCCAGCUGUGGGGGCCACUGUCUACCUGCAGACCAAGGUGCUGAAGAUGCUGACCAAGACAGACAGCAGUGGCAGGUUCCAAGUCCCUGGCUUGUGCCCUGAUGGCAAAAGCAAACUGAAGAUCAUGAAGGCCAAGUUCGUACCCAUUGUGCUCACGAUGCCCAGGACUAGCCUGAACUCAGCCACCAUCAAUGCGGAGUUCGUGAGGGCAGAGACUCCCUACAUUGUGAUGAACCCUAAGACCAAAGCCCGGCGGGCCGGACAGAGCGUGUCCCUGUGCUGCAAGGCCACUGGGAAGCCCAAUCCAGACAAGUAUUUCUGGUAUCACAAUGACACGCUGCUGGAUCCCUCUCUUUACAAGCACGAGGGUAAGCUGGUGCUGAAAAAGCUGCGGCCUGAGCAGGCUGGAGAGUAUUUCUGCAAGGCGCAGAGCGACGCGGGAGCUGCCAAGUCCCGGGUCGCCCAGCUGUCGGUCAUAGCCCUAGAUGAGAGUCCUUGCAACCCGACCCCUGAGAGCUACCUUAUCCGGCUACCCCAUGACUGCUUCCAGAAUGCCACUAACUCCUUCUACUAUGAUGUGGGCCGCUGUCCUGUUAAGACCUGUGCCGGGCAGCAGGAUAAUGGGAUGAGGUGCGAGGAUGCCGUGGAGAACUGCUGCGGUAUCUCCAAAACAGAGGAGAGGGAGAUCCAGUGCAGCAGCUACACACUGCCCAUCAAGGUGGCCAAGGAGUGCAGCUGCCAGCGGUGCACAGAGACGCGGAGCAUCGUGCGGGGCCGCGUGAGCGCUGUGGACACCGGGGAACCCAUGCGCUUCGGCCAUGUAUACAUGGGGGGCAAUCGUGUGAGCAUGACCGGCUACAAGGGCACUUUCACCCUGCACGUCCCACAGGACACAGAGAGACUGGUGCUCACCUUCGUGGACAGGCUACAGAAAUUUGUCAACACCACCAAGGUGCUGCCCUUCAACCGGAAAGGGAGCGCGGUGUUCCACGAGAUCAAGGUGCUUCGGCGAAAGGAGCCCGUCACGCUAGACGCCAUGGAGACCAACGUCAUCCCCCUGGGAGAGGUGGCUGGCCAGGACCCCAUGGCCGAACUGGAGAUCCCAUCUGGCAGCUUCUCCAAGCAGAAUGGAGAGCCCUACUCGGGAAAGGUGAAGGCCAGUGUGACCUUCCUGGAUCCCCGAGAUCUUUCCACAGCUGCAGCCACCCAGAGUGACCUGAGCUUCAUCAAUGAUGAAGGGGACACCUUCCCCCUGAGGACGUACGGCAUGUUCUCUGUGGACUUCACAGACGAGGCCACCUUGGAGACCCUGAAUGCCGGCAAGGUCAAGGUCCACCUAGACUCGACCCAGGUCAAGAUGCCAGAACACGUGUCUGCCAUGAAACUCUGGUCACUCAACCCAGACACAGGGCUGUGGGAGGAAGAAGGUGAUUUCAAAUUUGAACGCCAGAGGAGGAACAAAAGGGAAGAGAGAACUUUCCUGGUGGGCAACAUGGAGAUCCGAGAAAGGAGGCUCUUCAACCUGGAUGUCCCCGAGAGCAGGAGAUGCUUUAUCAAGGUGAGGGCCUACCGGAGUGAGAGGUUCCUGCCCAGUGAGCAAAUCCAGGGUGUUGUGGUCUCUGUGAUCAACUUGGAGCCCAGAACAGGCUUUUCGUCCAACCCUCGGGCCUGGGGCCGCUUUGACAGUGUCCUCACAGGUCCCAACGGAGCCUGUGUGCCUGCCUUCUGUGAUGACCAGGCCCCUGACGCCUACUCCGCCUACGUCCUGGCGAGCCUGGGCGGGGAGGAACUGGAAGCAGUGGAGUCUGCUCCUAAAUUCAACCCCAAUGCCAUUGGUGUCCCUCAGCCCUACCUCAACAAGCUCAAGUAUCGUCGCACGGACCACGAGGACCCUCGGGUGAAGAAGACGGCCUUCCAGAUCAGCAUGGCCAAGCCAAGGCCCAACUCCACUGAGGAGAGCAAUGGUCCCAUCUACGCCUUUGAGAACCUCCGGGCCUGUGAGGAGGCACCGGCCAGCGCGCCCCACUUUCGUUUCUACCAAAUCGAGGGGGAUCGUUAUGACUACAACACGGUUCCUUUCAACGAAGAUGACCCCAUGAGCUGGACUGAAGAUUACCUGGCAUGGUGGCCCAAGCCGAUGGAGUUCAGGGCCUGCUACAUCAAAGUGAAGAUCGUGGGGCCGCUGGAGCUGAAUGUGCGGUCCCGCAACAUGGGGGGCACCCAUCGGCGGACAGUGGGGAGGCUCUAUGGAAUCCGGGACGUGAAGAGCACCCGGGACAGGGACCAGCCCAACGUCUCAGCCGCAUGUCUGGAGUUCAAGUGCAGCGGGAUGCUGUACGACCAGGACCGCGUGGACCGCACCCUGGUGAAGGUCAUCCCUCAGGGCAGCUGCCAUCGAGCCAACGUGAACUCCAUGCUACAUGAGUAUCUGGUCAACCACCUCCCACUGGUGGUCAACAAUGACACCAGUGAGUACACCAUGCUGGCGCCCCUGGACCCACUGGGCCACAACUAUGGCAUCUACACGGUCACAGACCAGGACCCUCGUGUGGCCAAGGAGAUUGCCCUUGGCCGGUGCUUCGAUGGCAGUUCUGAUGGCUCCUCUAGAAUUAUGAAGAGCAAUGUGGGUGUGGCCCUCACCUUUAACUGUGCAGAGGGGCAGGUGGGCCGCCAGAGUGCUUUCCAGUAUCUCCAAAGCACCCCAGCCCAGAGCCCUGCUGCAGGAACCCUUCGAGGAAGAGUGCCCUCCAGGCGGCAGCAGCGGGCCAGUAGGGGUGACCAGCGCCGGCAGGGAGGGGCCGCCUCCCUGUGACUUCCUGGAGUUGCUCAACAGCCUCUGAGCAGCUGUCUGUGGUUCAUCACACUCCUUCCCACCUCCUGUGACAAGAGGACUGAUGCAUGUGCCGUCGUCAUUCGGUUAAUUUAAACACACGUGUUGUGGUUCAGUUUGCCUGUUUGUUUCUUCCUGUCUGUGUCCCACGAUACCAACUGGCACAUAGCCCCCAACAUGACCAAAUAGAGCCCUUUGGUGUUUUUCCCAGAAAAAGAACGUUGGCCCCUGGUAAAACUCCACAGCUGUGUUCUUCCUUUAGUGCCAUGAAUGCGAGUGUGCUUCCUGUUCCUUUUGCAUGGUUUUUCUCACUUCUAUUAUAACAAUGACAAUUUGAUACUGAAGAUGAAAUAACCAAUAUAAAGCAUAGUUCUUGGCCCUGCUCCAUGGGAUGUGAGCAAGGCCUCAUCAAAGCUGAUACAUAUAAGUGGCAGUGAAAUAAAGAAAUAAAUGACACCCUUUUGACUGGAAAUGUAAAUAACUUAUUUAUUUCAUUGGCUGACAUUUGGAACCCCAUGUACAUUUAAAGAGAAGGUAUUGAAUAUAGGGUAAUCAUAGUUCCUCUUCCACAUCUGCAAAGAGCAUCUCUGGGUUACAGUAGGUUGCUAACGGUUUAGUACGAUUCCCUUUGAGUUUGCUUUUACUCUUGCUGGAAGCUCAGUGUCACCUAGAGCACGGGUCAAUAAACGCACUUUCCAUACUUUGA